Phragmites australis (common reed) is the source of this 1852-nucleotide messenger RNA. Its product is annotated as UDP-glucosyltransferase UGT13248-like. Gene Ontology annotation, molecular function: UDP-glycosyltransferase activity. The record is from RefSeq and is a predicted model, not a curated record. NCBI's taxonomy places the organism in Eukaryota, Viridiplantae, Streptophyta, Magnoliopsida, Poales, Poaceae. The coding region runs from base 56 to 1480 and encodes 474 amino acids. The transcript is spliced from 3 exons.
CUCUGUUCCAAAGCCUAUAUCUUUAGCUUCCGCAACCACAUAAACAAAGAGCAAAAUGGAGAGCAUGAGCUUGAGCACGACGACGACCACUAGCACCUCCUACUCCUCCGGCCAGGAGUGCGGCGGCACCCACGUCCUCAUGCUGCCACUGCCGGCGCAGGGCCACACGAACCCGAUGCUCCAGUUCGGCCGCCGUCUCGCGUACCACGGCCUUCGUCCCACGCUCGUCACCACGCGAUACGUUCUAUCCACCGCCCCGGCCCCCGGCGAGCCCUUCCGCGUCGCUGCCAUCUCUGACGGCUUCGACAACGGCGGCAUGGCCUCGUGCCCGGACCCCGUGGAGUACUGCCGUCGGCUUGAGGCCGUGGGGUCCGAGACGCUGGCGCGGGUCAUCGAAGCCGAGGCGCGCGCGGGCAGGCCCGCGGCCGUGCUGGUGUACGACCCGCACAUGUCCUGGGCCCGCCGGGUGGCUCGUGCCGCGGGCGUCCCGACCGCUGCGUUCCUUUCGCAGCCGUGCGCGGUGGACCUGAUCUACGGGGAGGUAUGGGCGGGGCGUGUGCCGCUCCCUAUGACGGACGGGAGCACGCUGCGCCGGCGGCAGGCGAUCAGCGUGGACCUUGGAACAGAGGACCUGCCGCCGUUCGUGACGGCCCCGGCGCUGUACCCGAAGUACCUCGACGUGUCCACCCGGCAGUUCGAAGGCCUUGAGGACGUCAACGACGUGUUCAUCAAUUCAUUCCGAGACCUUGAGCCUCAGGAGGCAGAGUACAUGGAGACGACAUGGCGCGCGAAGACGGUCGGCCCAACCUUGCCGUCUUUCUACGUCGGCGACAACCGCCUGCCGUCCAACAGGACCCACGGCCUCAACUUCUUCAGCAGCAGCGCACCGUCAAUGGAAUGGCUCGAUAAGCAGUCUACAUCCUCGGUUGUUCUUGCAUCCUACGGGACCAUCUACGACCUUGACGCCACCCAGCUAGACGAGCUCGGCAAUGGACUGUGCAAUUCCGGCAAGCCUUUCCUCUGGGUCGUGAGGUCCGGCGAGGCACAGAAGUUAUCCCAAGAGCUCCGUGACAAGUGCAAGGAGAAGGGCCUCAUUGUUUCCUGGUGCCCCCAGCUUGAGGUUUUGGCACAUAAGGCCACAGGUUGUUUCUUGACACACUGCGGAUGGAACUCAACAACGGAGGCGAUUGCUGCUGGUGUGCCAAUGGUGGCGAUGCCACAGUCGGCGGACCAGCCAACCAUAGCAAAAUACGUGGAGAGUGCAUGGGGGAUCGGUUUGCGUAUGCGCCCCGAUGAAAUAGGCCUGCUGAGGAGAGAGGAGGUGGAGAGGUGCAUCAGAGAGGUGAUGGAUGGGGAGAGGAAGGGUGAGUAUACGCGGAAUGCGGCAAAAUGGAUGGAGAAGGCCAAGGAGGCGAUGCAGGAAGGAGGGAGCUCAGACAAGAACAUUGCAGAGUUUGCAGCCAAGUAUUUGUCAAGUUAAAAGCCUAGUUAUGCAAGCUUCAUUUGCUGUUGGUGCUGAUCAUCGACUCUUUCAGCCCUUCCUUGUUCAGGAAAUAAUUGAGUUUGCUUGGGCUCUUCGUCGUCUUGUGUUAGUGUCCAAAGUUUUAUCUUCCUAUUUAUUAGAUGUGGCAGCUGUCCAUAGUUUUAUCUUCCUAUUUAUUAGAUGUGGCGGAGAGCUCUUGACCUUGUUUUGAAAAGUAAUAUUAGAGGCAUGAAUACAAUUUUCUUUCAAUGAAAACCACGAUUAUCAUCACGUUGCACAACUGCAUGAUGAUAAUGAUAGUUUUCCUAUGUCAGAAGAAUGUAAAGACUCAGUAAGUUUACAUGAAAUCAGCAUUGAUGUUUAUUUCAA